ACUGUGCUUUUAGCGAUGGCUGCGUUAUUACGGUUGUAACUGCCUCUCAAUCAGUGUAUGCCGUCAGUUUGAAGUUCCUACCUAUAAGUGCAUAUAAGUUAAUGAAGCGGAACAAAGAUUCUGUAACAUCGUCGUUUCCACACGUGCACGUCUGGUCAUUACACCCAUUGAAAAUAAGCUCCGUUGUUUUAGACUAUUUACAGCUGAAAAGCUAACAGGUGCUAAAAGUUAAAGAUCAUCUCUAUAACUCCCUCCUAAGGCAUGUGUGCAGCCAUUACGGGAAGCCAACGGUCAGCUGCUCUUUUCUUGAAUGGCCAAGCUGAAGUUGCGGCUUAUCUCCUCGGCCGGGCCACUGCUUCCGGCUGCGAGUCACUGCUGUGUGGAAGUGGACGGCUGCGUGGCGUACACCCGCCAUUUGGGGCUCGUUUCAGAUGAUGGAGCUCAACACGUGCACGGAAGACCGCAUCCAGCACGUCCUGCAACGCUGCCUGUGUGACAUUGGAUUCAACACUCCUGACAAGCAACUGUGGAACGCCGGCCUGUGCAUGAACCGCUGGUGUUUGGAGGAACUGGUGAUGAGAGAUUCCCACAACUUCCUCUUCCUCCUGCAGACCAUUCUGAAGAAAACAAAGGAGGUGCUGCUGCAUUGUCGCUAUGAACUUCUGGUCCCGCUUACGCUUCUCUUCUCAUCGGCUCUUCUGAAGACUCCUUACCUGGCCCCCGACUGUGAUGUUCUGCAGGAAGCCUACCUGCUCUUCCAUCACUUCCUGUCCUGGCCAGAUCCUUACUGUACGGCGUGUUCCCAGCUGCUGGAAACCAUCCAUAAUGAGCUCCGGGCACCAGGUAUAACGUUCCAAAGACUGGUGAAGACAGAAAACGGUAUUCCCGGUGAGAAGCGACGCUCUCAAACUGUGACGGUGCUUUUAGUGAGCCCGGAUGAAGAUAUUCCUCCUGAGGUCCAGUCGGUCUCCAAGCAGCUGAGCGUGAGCCGGCAGUCCGACACAGACAUCACCAUCACGCUCAUCCUGCACAGCUUCCAGGCCUCCCUGGGCGCCGCCAUCGACCUGCAGAGGCUCUACCACGCCCUGCAGGCAAAGCAGCCCGAGGAGCUGGAGCAGCUGCUGGAGACGGUGACUCGCUGCAUGGACGCAGCGGCCUCCACGGAAGAUCUCAGCACUGCCAGACAGAGUCUGCUACAAAGUAUGGCCCACCUCAGACAAGAACUUCUUCCCACAGCUGGAGACCACUGCUUGGACGGAGGCUUUGCUGAGACCUUCACGCUGCCCUUUCCCAAAUGCCACACCAGCUACUUCGAAAACGACAACUUUGAUUUUCUCAGGGAUAUUCUCACAGGAGAAUAUGACCUGGACCUACCGGGACCCCCACCAGACGAGGAUGAAAGCCAUGUGGGGGACGAAGUCCUAGACCGAAACAAAACGGCACAUUUGGACUUUGAAAACCUCCGCCUCUCCCCCAGCCAGGCUUUGUCCUCCGACCGCUGUCACACCGAGGACACGAAGGAAGGACAAGCGUGUCCGUCAAAGCCUCGGAAAAAGCCCAAGAAGAAGUCCAAAAGCCUCAUCGGCAUUGAGCACUUCUUCUUUUUCAAGAAUCCACGCCACGUUGGGAUGCAGCUGAAACAGGCUCAGACCAGUCAGAACCAUCUUCUCAGCAGGAAAGAUCCGCUCUCGCCCCAGAAACAUCUCUGCAUCCGCAGGAGACCCAUCCUGAGCAGCAGCGACACGGAUGCAUCCCAGGUUCCUACCCUGGUGCGGGUGCUGGUCUUCGGUCGGGAUCGGGAGGCGGGACGACUGGCCAGGGCGUACAGCAACCUGCAGCAGAAAGAGGCCAAAUGCCCCACGCUCACCCGGGUGUGCAAGCUGCGGUUCUACUUUAUUCCCACCAAAAGGAAAUUCGCAGGAAAGCCGAGAGGAAAACACGCCUCCACUGAAAGCGGACCUUCAAGUCAAGUUGGCGUGCGUGAUGGUAUUUCCCAAGAGGACAGCACCACUGAUUUGGCCCAGAUGUUGGGAAUGAUGGAUCCCUGGUAUGAUCGCAGCGUCCACAGUCUGCUCAGUCUGUCCUCUGAUGUCCUUUGUCAGCCGGCAUACAAGGAAGGAAGUGUUGCAGAGAGCGGUGGCAAAGUGGAGCAUCUUCCCCUGCUGGCCGACUUGCUGCUUUACUACUGCAGACACGCAGAACAGCCGGUUCUGGUGCAGCUCUACCGGGCCGAGUUGACCCUGGCCGGUGGAGAGAAGAGAAGUCAAGUGUUCAUUCACUCCUUGGAACUCGGACACGCGGCGGCGACCAGAGCCGUCAAGGCCAUGGGGGCUGCAGGCAAGAGGUUCGGCAUCGACCAAGAGGGCCUGGCCGUUCCGUUAACCCUUCGUGUGGCCUAUAAUAAGGUGGCCAGCAGUGGGAGGAGCAAGUGGACGCAGGCGGAGAUGAUCUGCACAUCCAUCAAUAUUCAUAAAGCCUCCGGGAAAGCUGAGCAUUUAGGGUCAAGAGGUGACAGCUUUUGGCUGUCGGUGACUGAGGUGGUGAAGAAGGCGUGUCCCAAGUCCAAGAAGAGUAGCAGCCAGGACUUCUCCAUCACGGAGGUGAAGGUCAACAGAGUGGAGGUGAGCAGCGGGAAGGAUUGGCCAACCUUUGCCGUGUGUCUGGACCAAGACCAGAGGACGUUCCUGCAGAGUGUGACGAGGCUGGAAGUGUCUUUAUGCUGCAAGCCGGGCGGCGGUUCAGACUGGAAAUCCUACAAGCCGUCACCGGGUCAAGUCCGGCCUCUGCACCCGUCUUACUGCUCUCUGCUUUGCCUCCCCAUCAUCUCCUUUUCUGCCUCGUAUCCCUGACCAGGCCAGGAGGAGACGCCACUGCAUCAACAGGGUUGGGGAACUUCAUCAAUCUUCAUGUCUCCCAGAUAACAUGGAGAAGAAGUACAGCCAGGAUGGAAGUUUCAGCACGCUUGCUCAUGCAUGAAGGAUGAAAUAAUAAAUGAUUG
Doryrhamphus excisus (bluestripe pipefish) is the source of this 2998-nucleotide messenger RNA. Its product is annotated as phosphoinositide 3-kinase regulatory subunit 5-like. The record is from RefSeq and is a predicted model, not a curated record. Gene Ontology annotation, molecular function: 1-phosphatidylinositol-3-kinase regulator activity. NCBI's taxonomy places the organism in Eukaryota, Metazoa, Chordata, Actinopteri, Syngnathiformes, Syngnathidae. Gene Ontology annotation, cellular component: phosphatidylinositol 3-kinase complex, class IB. Gene Ontology annotation, biological process: positive regulation of MAP kinase activity; G protein-coupled receptor signaling pathway.